This is a messenger RNA of Prunus armeniaca (apricot), 1074 nucleotides long. The record is from the annotation of a GenBank genome assembly. NCBI's taxonomy places the organism in Eukaryota, Viridiplantae, Streptophyta, Magnoliopsida, Rosales, Rosaceae.
AUGGGUUCUUUGUUACCCCUUGAAGGUGAAUGUCCAAAAUUUGCUCAGCUUUACAUAUAUGAUACCCAUAAUGAAACAAUGAAUCGCCUUAACGCUGUUAAUUGUAAAGAAAGGAAUGAAAAGCUUGAUGAAGACAUUGUUCAAGGUUUGAUUAAGAUGUUUGAUGAAUCAAAUGAAUUGGUAAAACUUUUUCGAAUAGUCAGGGAUAAAUUCGAAAGGGGUUGUCUAACUUCUUUAAAACUGAGAUUGUUGGGCCGACAGGCAGAUGAUAGUAAACAAUAUGAACAACCGACAUGUGAUGAAAUUGGUGGUUUGGUUGUGGGAGAUAUAGGCCUUUUUGAUUCGAAUAGAGAUAUUGUUAUAGAGUUGAAAGCUGGAGAGUUGAAACGAAUCACAAAAUUAAAUCCAAAGUUCAUGUCUUUGCAAUAUCCUAUUCUUUUCCCUUAUGGCGAAGAUGGUUAUAGACCUGAUUUAAAAUGGAGCAAUGAUUACAAAGGUCAUGACCCCAAAAGAGGAAGGGUGCCUAUGAGAGCUUUCAUAGCUUACCAGAUUCAGGAAAGAGGACCUUUAUUGGAUACAUUGUUAAAAGGUGGAAGAUUGUUCCAACAGUUUUUAGUAGAUUCUUACGCAACACUUGAAGAAGAUCGAUUGGAUUACAUUAGAAAAAAUCAAACAAAUUUGAGAAGUGAGAUUUAUAAAGGUAUUUAUGAUGCAAUUUCAAAGGGUGAUAGUGAUGCCAAUAAUGUGGGACAAAAAGUGAUAUUGCCUAGCUCAUAUACUGGAAGUACUAGAUACAUGCUUAAUAACUAUCAAGAUGCUAUGGCAAUUUGUAGGCAUUAUGGUAAUCCUGAUUUGUUUAUAACUUUCACAUGCAAUGUCAAAUGGCCUGAAAUUGUUAGAGAACUUGACAACAAGCCUGGAUACAAAGGAGAGGAUAGACCUGAUCUAAUUUCUAGAGUGUUUAAAAUGAAGCUUGAUGAUAUGAUCAAUUAUAUCAAAUCAGGAAAAGUUUUUGGAGAAGUUGAGGCAGGUGAAUUUUACAAACUCAUAAUUUCUGCUAUCCUCAAUUUCUAA